Messenger RNA from Aspergillus versicolor CBS 583.65, 1527 nucleotides. RefSeq lists its product as uncharacterized. NCBI's taxonomy places the organism in Eukaryota, Fungi, Ascomycota, Eurotiomycetes, Eurotiales, Aspergillaceae. The coding region runs from base 1 to 1527 and encodes 508 amino acids. Gene Ontology annotation, molecular function: heme binding; monooxygenase activity; iron ion binding. The record is from RefSeq and is a predicted model, not a curated record. The transcript is spliced from 2 exons.
AUGAGUCUAACAGUCAAGCUGGGCUCUUAUCUGGCUGCAGCCAGUGGCACCAUUGCCAACCAUCCCAUCCACGCCGUUCUCAGCCUGGUGACGCUGUACUGUAUUCAUGUAUUGCUAUAUGCAUUCUUGCUAUCCCCCGUUCGACAUAUUCCCGGUCCUUGGUGGGCCAGGGUCUCGAGAAUCCCCUUGCUAUGGGCAACAUAUCAGCGACGCCGCUCUCUCUUUGCGUCUUCCCUGCUGCAGCAGUACGGCCCGAUUGCGGUCAUAGCCCCAAACCAGGUGCAUACAAACGACGACACAGCCAUGAAGGUCAUCUACAACCGCAACUCCAAGAAGACCCCGUUCUAUGAAGGAAUGGGCUCUUGGAAAGGCGUCACCACCACCCUGGGGUUCGUCGACUAUCCCACCGCCGCACCCACCAGGAACAACCUCGUCCAGUGCUUUCAAAACCGGAACCUGGAAAAGCUCGUCGACAGCAUGGCCAGCCACAUCGCCGAGUUCUGCGAGCUUCUCUCGUCCUCCAUCCAAGAGAGGCGCAACGUGGACGGUGUCGUCGUCUUCCGCCUGCUCGCCCUCGACAUCGUCACAGACGUCCUCUGGGGCGAGAAGAAAACCCUCAUCUCCCAGGCCUCCACCGACACGCCCCUGUUCCUCCGCCGCUUCCACGCCUUCAGCUCCUGGAACGCCCUCAAGAGCUUCAUCCCCCUGCUCGACACGCUGGUGAAGUACCUUGGCAGCGCCCGCCUCCGCCAGCUCCGCGCCGACUGCGCAGACAUGGACAUCACAGCCCGCGACGCCCUCGCCCGCUGGGAAACCCUCCCCGAGCACCACGACAAAGACGUCCUGAGCAUGCUGCAGUCCAUGAACGCCGCCGAAGACCCAAAGCGCCGUAUCCCCACAGCUCACAUCCCGGCCUAUAUCGUCGAGAUGCUCGCCGCCGGCAGCUCAACGACAUCCCACACCGCCGCGUUCGCCUGCCACCAGCUCGCCCAGCACCCACAAGCACAGGAGACACUGCACGCCGAACUCCGUGCCACAUUCCCGGACCCCGCUGCAAUCGAUGAGCGCAAAAUGCUCGACCUCCCCUUCCUGGACGGUGUGCUCCGCGAGACAAUGCGGCUGUACCCGAUGAUCCCGGGCCCGCUGGAGCGGUAUCUCGGCCAGGGAGACCACAUCUGCGUGGAUGGGCUGACGGUUCCCUCUGGGGUGAUUGCGUCCACGUCUGCGCUUGACCAGGGCCGGGUGGAAGAUGUAUACCCAGCGUCUGGGGAAUGGAGGCCGCAGCGCUGGCUGCAGGCUACAGAGCGGAUGCGUCUGAAUUGGAUUCCGUUUGGGCAUGGGGCGCGCGCGUGUCCGGGCUCGAAUCUGGCAAUCACGGAGCUCAAGUAUAUUCUUGGGACGGUGUUUCGCAGGUUUAGGGUUGAGCUGCCGGAUGGGACUGGCGAUGGGCUUGAGCUUGCGGAUGUCUUUGCGGCUGGGGAACGGUCUGGACAUGUGUGGUUGAGAUUUGAGAUGCUGGCGCAGUAG